Molecule: messenger RNA, 1389 nt
Organism: Cladocopium goreaui
Lineage: Eukaryota; Dinophyceae; Suessiales; Symbiodiniaceae
Source: the annotation of a GenBank genome assembly
AUGUGGCAGAGCAGCAUCGCAGAAGAACCCAGAGCAUGCGGAACUGGCUUUGCUCCACCUUCACCCAGGCAGAGCCAGUCGCGUGACAAUGCCUUGGGGUUGGCACUCGAAAGAUCUCAGGACCACAUUGAAGCCCUUCAGCGUGAGCGUGAUGAAGCACAGAGGAAAGCUGCAGAGCAAGAGGCCGAGGUCUUGAGGCUGACCAUGUUGGUGGAGAGAUCUGAGGCGCGGAGAUCGGCGAACAUGUUGGCAUCGGCUUGGAGUUUGUCCAAGUUUUUGAGGCGAGAACUGACAGAGGUGCAACGCCUACGGCGUGAGAAUCGUGAGGCAAGGGACCAACUGGUGGCCUUGCGCACUGAGGUGAACCAGACCAGGGGAAACUCUGAGGAAAAGCGCCAGCGCUUCGAACGCAUCAUAUCAGAACAGCGAGAGCAAAUAGAAGCUCUUCAGGAAGCGAAUGGCCUUGCUGAGCGUGAACUCCAGGACCGGGGCACGCAGUCUUCAGACAUGGAGACAGCAUUGUUCUCGUGCUUGCAGGAGCGAACAGCACUGCUUCAGUUCAUGGUUGACUUGCUCUCUGCGCUCCAGACCUUGUUCUACGACCCAACACCUUUUACGCGUUUGCGCUUGAGAUCUCCUUCUCCCACCCCUGGUGGCGCAAACUGUGCUGGACGCAGGCGAGCAGCUUCCAGAGAGACCUGGCACAGGCAUUCCGGAUGCUACGCCUGCGCUUCCAGUGACUGGGUGCCAGCUGCAGGGCAGCCUCUUGACAGAAGCCUCAAAGAUCUCCAGGUCUCGGGAAGUGACGAUCUUAAGGAACUUUGCAGUGCUUUGGAGGGCGAGAUUGCACAGGCCUCGCAAGCAUUCUCUGCACAGGUGCAGCGAGUCUUGGCGGAAGCAGAGCAGAGCGCUCGAGCGGUGAGCACCGUGCACCAACCUGGGCAGCAAAUGCGUGCCUGUGGUGCUUGGGUAGAGCAGGAGAAGCGCCGCAAAGAGAAACAGGGUCUGCCUGCUGAUCGUGCGGUGCCGUCUGUGGACUGGGGUGAGGAGCGUGCCCAGUACCUCACCACCACCCGCGCCAUGGAGACCAAGUUCGCACAGCUCAUCAAGCUGCGGCGCCUCCUACAGGCAAAAUUCAAUGCCGCCCGAAAGAAAGCGCAGACCGGCAAAUACUGAGAGGAGGGAAGGUGAGCUUGGGACGGACAUGGGACGGACAUGGACAGACUUUGAGCUUGUGAAGGUGAGCAGCCAAGAAGAACUAUCCGCGGAGGGCUGCAAGGGAAAUCCACAAGAUCUCUCAAACCAACAGGUGAUUGUGGGUAAGUGGAUGUAAGUGGUAUGAAUGCACAACAAAUGUGUCACUGCCACUGCAGGUAGCGGCUUCCAGAU